AAGUUAUUAAAUUGGAUUUUAAACUAUAUUUAAAUUAACCCAUUAUGAGUGAAUACGUCCCACCAAACAAUAAGGGUCAACUUCACCCGGAACAGAAAAAAUGGAAGGCUCCAAAGGGUCCAAAGGCCGUACAACACAAAAAUAAGAAUUUGAUUGGGUUGGGAAGAUCCAUUGCUAAUCAAAGAAGACAAGAAAAUCAAAUUGAAUAUUUACCAGAUGGGGAAAUGAGAUUUACCACCGACAAGAGAGAAGCUGACUGGGUCAAAUUAAGAUCUGUUACACAAGAAAAUUCCUUGGAUGAAUUUUUAAACACUGCUCAAUUAGCAGACACUGAUUUCACUGCUGAAAGACAUCAACAAGUUAAGAUCAUUAAGGUGGGGAACACCUCUGUAGUAUCACAAACCGGGUUGCUUACCCAGGAAGAAGCCAACGAGUUGAAGAAGAAGCAUCAAGCUUUUGAAAACAAGUUGACUAUUCCAAGACGUCCAAAAUGGAACAAGCUGCAACUGAAGUUUGAAUUGGAAAGACAAGAAAACUUGGCCUUCUUAGAAUGGCGUAGACAAUUGGCACAACUUUCAGAGAACAACGACUUGUUGUUGACCCCCUUCGAACGUAACUUGGAAGUGUGGAGACAAUUGUGGCGUGUGGUUGAAAGAUGUGAUUUGGUUGUCCAAAUUGUCGAUGCUAGAAACCCAUUAUUUUUCCGUUCAGUUGAUUUGGAAAAAUAUGUGAAUGAAUUGAAUAGCGAAGAAAGUCGUAAGAACAAUUUGUUAUUGGUUAACAAGGCCGAUUUAUUGACUAGAGAACAAAGAAUUUCAUGGGCUGAAUAUUUCGAAAAGAAGAAUAUUAACUAUGUUUUCUUUUCAGCUUUAGCUGCCAAUGAAUUAUUGGAAAAGGAACAACAAGAAUUGGAACAACAAAAGUUGGACCCAGAAUAUCAAAGAGAAGAAGUGAAACAAGACGAGGAAGAAGAAGAAGAAGUUUCCGAAACUAAUGAAAAUAUCAGAAUCUUGAAGAUUGAAGAAUUGGAAGAAUUAUUCUUACUGUCAUCACCAAGAGCUCCUUCUGAAGAACGUAAGCUUCAAAUCGGGUUGGUUGGUUACCCUAACGUCGGUAAGUCUUCCACUAUUAACGCGCUUGUGGGUUCCAAGAAGGUUUCUGUUUCCGCCACUCCAGGUAAGACCAAGCAUUUCCAAACCAUUAACCUUUCCUCUGAAGUUAUGCUUUGUGAUUGUCCCGGUUUAGUGUUCCCAACUUUUGCAUACACCAACGGUGAAUUGGUAUGUAACGGUGUGCUCCCAAUCGAUCAAUUAAGAGAACAUGUUCCACCAAUUUCCCUUGUUUGUCAACGUAUUCCAAAGUUUUACUUGGAAGCUUUAUACGGUAUUCACAUUCCUAUCAAGAGUAUAGAAGAUGGUGGUACUGGAGAACCUACAUCUGCAGAAUUAUUGAAUGCAUACGCCAGAGCAAGAGGUUACAUGACUCAAGGUUUCGGUAGUGCUGAUGAACCAAGAGCCAGUAGAUAUAUUUUGAAGGAUUAUGUCAACGGUAAGCUUUUGUUUGUGUGUCCUCCACCUAAGAUCACCGAAGGUGGUAGCACUUGGGAUUUACCAUCUGUUGCAGAAUCUAAGGAAUACAACAAGGCAUUAUACAACUUGAAAACUUUACCUGAAUCAAGACAAGCUCAAAUCAUCCAAGCCAUGGGUAAUAAGGGGAUUUCUGUCGAUGAAUUUGAUUUGGCAAAUGAUUUGGCCAAGUUGAACUUUUCUAUGCAUAUCAGUGAAGAAUCAGCACAUUUGACAAAGAAUAAGAACAGUACCGAUAACUUGGGUGGCCGUGGUGCAAAGACUUUGUUCUAUGGUGGUAGACAAGCUAUGUUGGAGAAUGAAGGUAAUGAUUUGGAUAAGGAAUUUUUCAAGUUAUCAGGAGUUCAUGGGAAAUUUUCCACUCCAUUCCACAAGGUUGAAAACGGGAAUGGAAGUAAGAAGCAUGCCAAAAAGAACAAGAAGGCCGAGAAGAAGAAUAGAGUUGUAGGAUAUUAGGAAUAGAUACCAGCAUCAAUAAAC
[Candida] anglica is the source of this 2066-nucleotide messenger RNA. The record is from the annotation of a GenBank genome assembly. Lineage: Eukaryota; Fungi; Ascomycota; Pichiomycetes; Serinales; Debaryomycetaceae.